Corythoichthys intestinalis (scribbled pipefish) is the source of this 5123-nucleotide messenger RNA. RefSeq names its product N-alpha-acetyltransferase 80. The coding region runs from base 1048 to 1869 and encodes 273 amino acids. The transcript is spliced from 2 exons. The record is from RefSeq and is a predicted model, not a curated record. Gene Ontology annotation, cellular component: cytoplasm. Gene Ontology annotation, molecular function: N-acetyltransferase activity; acetyl-CoA binding. Gene Ontology annotation, biological process: protein acetylation. Lineage: Eukaryota; Metazoa; Chordata; Actinopteri; Syngnathiformes; Syngnathidae.
CUGUGCGCAUGGUGGCAGACGUGUAUCACCCAAAAGCGAUGAGCCACGAUGGACAUCAGCGGCACAUUGGAAAUAUUUUUAGCCACGAAGCUGAUCCUGGAGCAGUUGUUGACGGUGUUCAGUUGGUGCCAUAUAAGUGCAGCUAACAGCAGACAAGCUGUUUCAGGAGCGAUCCUUUCCAGCGUCCUAACGCAAAGCUGAAAAUGUAGGUAAAGGAGUGGAGAUGUAGAAAUUUGCGGUAUAGCCUUUCAAAUUACUUAAAACGUUACCAUUUUAUAUAAAAUUUGCGAUAGUUACUCCAUUCAGCCCUAAUCUGAGACCUAGCAAUAGCAUGACGAGCUAGCGCGUUCCUUUGCCUUCCGUCACUUCCUUUGUUAAAAUGGUAGUCGAGAAGGGACAAAUGAUACCCGAACACUGAACGCAUACAUAUUACUCGAAAACGCUGUGUCAUCUUUAGGAAAGUACUUAUGGAUUUACUUCAUAUCCUCGAUAUCGGAAGGACCAUGCGCUUUGCUAGUUGUUUUCGCUAAUAUCCAAGGUUGAAUCAAAUGCUUAUAAGCGCUUUCUAUUUUCUGUGCUGCGUUCGCGUUAACUAAGACUUUCCCCAUAUUCUUUCCCAUGUUUCUGCCAAAUGUGACACAAAUUGGGCCGUCCAUGCAUAUAUUUUGCAUUUAGCUGUUCUAUAUUCCAAUCCAUAACUAUAGACAGAAGAAUCCCAACCCACAAGUUAUUUGAGCUAUGAGCGUGACUUUUAUUGCAAGUCUGUGAUGAAAGCCCAAAUAUGAAUGAAUUCUAAAGAUGCAGCUAGAGAAAAGUUUAAAUAGAAAAAAAUCAUAUGAGCUACAGUUUGCGCUGAUGUGUUCGUCUUAUUCAACAAACUGGUAAAAACACGCACAAAAAAAGCUUGCAUGGGGAGUGCAUGCUCAGAGCUCAUGUCACACAAAGCCAAGCCCCUUAAAGGCUCAAAUAAUCUCAAAAUGUGUGUGACUUUCUGCAUAAUAGUACUUUACUAUCAGUCGAUUUGAUAAACAAAACGUAUUAAAGUCGAUGACAAUUACAAUCAAAAUGGCUGAGUGUCGAAUGCCGUUGACAAGAGAUUUUGGGACCAUCUCGGAACCGGACGAUAAAAGGGAAACAAAUUGCCAAUCUGAGACUAAACCAGCAGAGGAGCUCCACGUCAUUCCGAUCCACCUGCGCCCAGACCUGCUGCUUCCCUGCGCUGACCUAGUCAACUCUGAGUGGCAGAGAAGUCAGGCUGCCCGUGUUCACUCACUUCAGAAAUCCUGCCCUGAAUUCCCCACCUGCUUGGUUCUCGUACAUGGUCCCAGAGAUGCAGAGAGGACCCUUGGUCACGCCCGGCUCUCGAGAGUCGUAGGCCAUGGCAGUAGCCUUUUUGUGGAGUCUGUGGUCGUGUCCAAGGCGGAGAGAGGGAAAGGCUAUGGACGAAUGCUGAUGGAGAUGACAGAGCGCUAUGCCAAAAGACGAGGGUUCAAGCGUCUCUGCUUGACCACCCAUGAUAAACAGCAUUUUUAUGCCCAUCUUGGCUACACGCUAUCGACACCGGUGCAGAAUGCAGGUGCUGUGGCAUCUUUGGUUCCUAUGGAAAUGCUUCUCAAGCUCUCCAGGAUACCUAAUGGAGAUGUUAACAUACUAAAACACACACACAAAGUAGAAAAGGGAAGCCCAGUUCGGACUAAUGGACCUUGCUCUGUUCCUCCACCACCUCCAGCCUCCUUCAUACCUCCCCCUCCACCACCUCCAUCGAUCCCUCCCUUAGCUGAUGGAGCACCCAUGAUUCAGACUCUAACUGAAACUCCUUACAGAGACUCAAAGGGAGCAUCCAUUUUUUGGAUGCAUAAAAACCUCUGAAGGACACCUCUGGAGUAAAUGGUUCCAAGAAGAAAAUGAUAAUGAUGGAGGAAAGCAACAGAGAGAAAUGCUUAAACUGAAUAUGCUACAUCAUGUUUUAUUAACGAUCACGGAACAGUUGCCACAGUAGAUUGUUGUACCUAUAUCCUAUGAACUGACUGGCUGUCAUAGAUGGUGAUUAAUGUCCUACCCAUGUGAACUGAGAGGUUGCUGCCAUCCUCUCUCUGUUCAAAGUGAUUGCACGUCUAUCACAAUCAAUGGCCCGAACACAAUCACUCAGUGCCACACUCACAGUUCAAAUGGAUUGGACUUCCAUCGCUGCCAAUGGCUGCCAUUGAGUUAAAUGCACCUCAAAACAACUGAAAAUUAGUAUUCCAUACAAUGUAUUAACAGUAUUUUCAACCUUUGUUACCAACUCUGAGAUGCAUUUUAUAUACGUAUAUUUAUAUACACUUGUAUAUACGUAAUAUACUACAGUAUGGAGUGCCGGCAUGUACUGUAUGUCAACUAAAUACUUACAUUUCUAUUUGUAAUAGUUGCAGGUUUUUUUCUUGUUUUUCUCUUUUGCAGGAAAUCUAAGAUUUUGUGCUAACACUAUUUCAAAUAUAAAUCAUAAUUCCCUUUAGCUAGUGUCAUGCCCCAGCUUCAGAUAUAAAACCCUUCCAAAGCACAGUAGUGCCACUACCACGCAUCACAAUAGGUCAUAGGCAGAGUUUGACUUUAGUGGCAUCCCAGCUGUGUGUGUGUGAGCGCACGCGCUUUUCUGAGUUACCUCGUGGAGAAGUAGACGCCACAUCCUUUUUGACUGAAUAUUCCAACCAGACUCUGUCCUCAGGUGGUUUUGGCUAAGCAAAGCAAAUGGCAGUCUCUCAGGUACUAGUCACAUGAUGUGUUCAAAAAUAAUUUUGACCCAUUAUAAAAAAAAAAAUGUUUUUUGUUCAUUUCAUUCAUUUUUGUUGUUUGUUUUAUUGCUUUACAACUUUUAUAGACAACAUGUUACUGGCAAAGUCAAUUUGGCUCCCUCUUAAUCUCCCUGUAUGCCAUAGGUAUGUAAUGUUCUUUGUUUGGUGACGAGCGGCGUUGUUUUUUCGCCACACAAAACAUAGAUUUUGAAAUUAUGGCCUAAAACAUAGGUCUAGGAUUCAUGAAAGAAAUCUGAAUAUCCUAAACACAAGUAGGCAAACAUGUUGCUUUUUUAAUAUGUAUUAGCAAUGCACACGGUACUAUGCGUCGUGUUCCGAUCGGCAACUGCAUUCAAAAAUUCACAUCUGAAAGUACCCAUGAUUAUACAAAGCAAAGUACCUGCACAUUCAAAUGUGAUUCAAUAUGGGGGUUGAACUAAUCUGUGCAAGGCAUCAUCGACCUUUUUGAUCCUAUGGACUGCAUGGAAUAUGAAUGAAUACAAAUGAAUGAUAUUUAUUAAUGUGCACUUAUCAUUUUAGAAUGCUCACAACAAUUAACACAUAAAUAUGCAAAACUUUACUUUCAUCGAUGUCUAUGUUUUCAGUUUAUGAUGCAUUACCGGAACAACAUCUUUUUGUGUAGGUAAUACUACUACUAAUAGUACUGUACAUAACAAAGUACAGUACUGGUAAUCAAGUGGAGUUUUAUUUGUUUUAUUUGCUAGUUUGUAAAAGUUGUGACAAUUUGCAAAAAGAAUAAAAGACCAUAAACCAGUAAUAAACCUUGUUUACUCAUUUAUUAGCCAUUCCACUUCUCAUGAGCCUAUUCCAGAUCACCUCAAAGGCAGGAAAAUAACCAUUUAUGCUCAUUCACACCUACGGACAACCUACAAUCCAUGUUUGUCAUAUAAUUUGUUGGAGUAUAAAUUAGUCUUUCAGAUGGCGAUGCUGUUUCAACAAACUUUCAAAAUUUCUCAAACUGAAGCAGCAUAGUUGAUGAUAAAUGCAACGGGAGUAAACUAAAUCCACAUUUGGGGCGAAAGUUGCCCUAGGCACCACUACCCACCUCUACAGCAUCCACACUUGUUUACAGUAAAAAAAAAAAAAAAAAAAAAAUCGAAAUUGGCAUACAAAAAAAAGUUUUACCCUUUUCUUCGUAUCAGUACUAUUCAGCCUACAAUAAAUUCAAAUAGGGAAAAUAUUUUGAAUGUUUCCUGUGAAAUAUUUUCCUUGAGUAUAGUUAACCCCUUAUAGGGCACUCAUUGGCCGCCGUUUACGAUGCUAGACGUCCAAUCCAUUUUGACUAGGAGAGGCUAGCUGCACUGCCAACCUUCCCAGACAAAAUGGAUUGGUUUUCUUAUGCUGUCAAUGGCACUGAAACAUGCAGUUUCUGGUCUUGCACCCCUCUUUAAAAUAAACUGUAUUUUCAGCCAAAAGAAGUGUUGUGUUUGAUAGAACAAUAUGUCUAUAUGCUACCAAAGCAGAUUCAUGGCACAUUAAGCCCCCGAACAAUUUUUAAUUUGUCCAUUUUACCCUUGAGCCCCCUGUUUACAGAUGCCGCGCAACUGCUUUUGUUUCAACCAAGCCAUAAAAGGAAGGUAAUUAUAUUUAUUAUUCGAAAUGUCUAUUUUUAGCUUAGAAUAAUUUAUGUCUAAUAUUUAGUUAAAAAAAAAAAAAAAGACUUCAAAAUAUGCAAGUUAAUAAUUUUUUAAACUUAACAAAUUACGUCACAAUGGGGAAAAAAAAAGUGUAAGUCACGGAUAUCUACAGUACCUCAUAACUAUCGCUUGAUUGUAUAUUUUUUUGUCACUGUCGCAUUUCCCCCUAAUAUUUUAGAUGAUAAAUAAUCGAUCCAAACAAAGAAAAAUAAAAACAUUUAAAAGGGUGAAUAUAUGAAAAAGAAAAUCUCGACCACUCCCUGAUGUCUGCGAUUUCUGCGUUGCGACCCUUGUUAUAUUACCAUGUUUCGCCCAUAAAAUCCCCACAAAAAUCCGGCUGUGACCAUUCACAGCUGUGUUUUGACACUCGGUGAUACAUGCUACAUGGAGUUUUUGGAUCGAAAAGAGGUACGUACGUGUCAAAAUCAUGGCGUCUUUAAUUAUGCUGUCUCACGCUCUCACAUCCACUUAGGGUUUUGCUAUUUUUGAUUUUUAUUUUAAUGCCCUCCUGUUCAAAAUGUUUCUUCCCACAGAAAAUUGAGAUUUCAUGCUUUCCAAUGAUGUAUCACACAUGCAAACAGGACAAUUUGGAAAUUUUUGCCUGGCACAGCCAGACUGUUCUCCCUGUAUUUUUCAAACACUGAGAGAAAAGUCUGGGAACCAUCCCAUUAUCGGCCUCUCAAGCAGGUACAAA